This is a messenger RNA of Polypterus senegalus (gray bichir), 2797 nucleotides long. RefSeq names its product ecto-NOX disulfide-thiol exchanger 1 (gene enox1). The coding region runs from base 237 to 2108 and encodes 623 amino acids. Gene Ontology annotation, molecular function: RNA binding; protein-disulfide reductase activity. The transcript has 15 exons. Gene Ontology annotation, biological process: ultradian rhythm. Gene Ontology annotation, cellular component: plasma membrane; external side of plasma membrane. The record is from RefSeq and is a predicted model, not a curated record. Lineage: Eukaryota; Metazoa; Chordata; Cladistia; Polypteriformes; Polypteridae.
GGGAACAGGCUGCAUUUGCCUCAGUCUGUUCUUCGUGAAAAUGGUGAAUUUAAUUUGAUUCUUCUGGAUCAAUUGAUGGAAUCAUUUUGAAAUAGCUUAAUGUGCAGCUAUGGGAUCCUGCCUGUAACAACAAGUCGCUUCAGUCUGCCGGCACCAGCAGCUUAUCAGUGCCAGCAGUGAGUGGAUGCUCCGAUGAGAGCACAGGGCAGCUGAGACAAGAAACUGACGGAUCUAUCAUGGCUGGUGCAGAAGAAGGCUUGGGAAGUGUAGGAGCAGAUCGCACCCAUAUUAGCGUUCCUGUUACAGACCCCGCUGCUUGGGCCACUGCUGUGAACCUCGGUAUCGUCCCCAUGGGGCUAACUGGACAGCAGCUUGUCUCAGAUUCAAUAUGCAUCCCUCGUUUUGACCAUGGCCUUGGAAUAAUGACUGGAAUCACCCCAAUCAACCCAAUGAUGGCUGGUAUCAGCUUAGUGCCACCACCACCUGUACCAACAGAGCUUUCAGCAAGUAAAGAAAUCAUUCAUUGCAACAGCUGCACACUGUUUCCACAGAACCCAAAUUUGCCUCCACCAUCUACAAGAGAAAGGCCUCCAGGAUGUAAAACGGUAUUUGUUGGAGGAUUGCCAGAAAAUGCCACAGAGGAAAUCAUUCGAGAAGUAUUCAAUCAGUGUGGGGAAAUUACUGCCAUUAGAAAAAGUAAAAAAAAUUUCUGUCAUAUUCGUUUUACAGAGGAAUUCAUGGUCGAUAAAGCUAUCUACUUGUCAGGUUACCGUAUGCGGAUUGGAUCAAGUACAGACAAAAAAGACUCAGGACGCCUUCAUGUUGACUUUGCUCAAGCCAGAGAUGAUUUCUAUGAGUGGGAAUGCAAGCAAAGGCUUUUGGCAAGGGAAGAACGACAUAGGAGGAAAAUAGAAGAAGAAAGGCUACGACCUCCCUCUCCACCACCUAUAAUGCAUUUUUCAGAUCAUGAAGCUGGCUUACUAGCAGAAAAACUUAAAGAUGACAAUAAAUUCACAGAAGCAGUCGGGGUGUUACUCACCUGGAUUGACCGGGGGGAAGUAAACCGCCGCUCUGCAAACCACUUCUAUUCAAUGGUCCAACUGGCAAACAGCCAUGUCCGCAGACUCAUGAAUGAGAAAGCAGCACAUGAAGAGGAAAUGGAGCUUGCCAAGGAGAAGUUCAAAAAUGCGCUGUCUGGAAUCUUAACACAAUUUGAGCAGAUUGUGGCUGUUUUCAACGCUGCUACCAGGCAAAAGGCAUGGGACCAUUUCUCAAAAGCACAGCGCAAGAACAUAGACAUUUGGCGAAAGCAGUGUGAGGAACUGCGGAAUGCCCACAGUGAAGAAUUAAUGGGAAUACGGAGAGAGGAGGAAAUGGAAAUGUCAGAUGAUGAUUCUGAAGAAAGCCCAAGUAAAAAAAUAAGAACUGAAGACUCAGCUCUUGCUGUACAAGCAUAUGCCUUGAAAGAAGAGAAUGAUAGCCUCAGGUGGCAGCUGGAUGCCUACAGAAAUGAAGUGGAGCUUCUUAAACAGGAGCAAGGGAAGAUGUUCAGGACUGAAGAAGACCAGGCCAAGGACCAGCAACUCCAUUUUCUACAGCAGACAGUUCAAAGCAUGCAACAGCAACUGUUGGAUUUGCAAGAAGACCUGAAAAGAAAAGAGUUGGAGAUGAAAAAGACAAGAGAAGAGAAAUGCUGUAUAGAAAUGCAGCUCAGAGCUGUUAAAGAAAAGGUACUAAGCAACGGUGACACCAUGGAGAAAAACUCCCACGAGGUACUUUCAGAAGGAAUCAAUGGAUGCACAGUACCAGUAUAUCUUCAGGACAAGCAAGUAAAUUCUGAGAGGCACUUCCAAGGACCCCUAAAAUCUGAGAAAGAAGCUCUUUUAUUGGGUAUUAUAUCAACAUUUCUACAUGUUCAUCCAUUUGGUGCCAACAUUGAAUAUCUUUGGUCUUAUAUACAAAGACUGGAUACAAAAAUCUCUGCAGGUGAGAUAGAAAGACUCAUGUUAAGACUUCCUCGAAUGUUCAAACAAGAAUUUACAGGUGUUGGGGCAACUCUGGAAAAAAGGUGGAAGUUCUGUGGUUUUGAAGGAAUUAACACCAUCUGACCAGCAUAAUGAAUAGUCUUGUUUUACAGAAAUGCAGUGCUGCACAACAGCAGGUUUAUGUACUUUCUUAGUGAGAAAUAUGGCUAUUGCACAGAGUGGUACAUUUGCUGCACUAUUCAAGUCUGGUUUUUAAUUACAUCUAUCUUGUUCCUUGUGAGUGAAGAGGUAGUUGUGCAGCAGUUACUAAAACUCUCUGUGUCGAAUUGUGACAGAUCAAUUUACUUGAAAAAUAAUUCCAGACUUACAGGGCUGGUUGAGUAAGAUAAUUGUUUGCUGGAGAAUAGUCUCAGGCACACUGAUAGAAAUGGAAAAUAUACAGCAAGGUAGCCUCCAACAUCACUCCCUGUUGCUAGUUUACUGCAGACUGAGCAGUCAAAUGAUCGUUCCCUUUUUUUCAGUUUCUGUCCAGUAUAACAAGGAUUUUGAUACCAGGACCUUAAAAACGUUAUACACUUUCCUGGUUUAAACUCUACCCAAAUGAAGCAUUUGAAAAAAAGAAAAUCUCACUCUGGUAAACACUGUAUGUCUCCAGGAAGGAUACUUUUUUGUUUUCUUUAGGGUUUAGAGGAAUAUAUCUAAGUAAAGUUUUCUGUAAUUAUUUUUCUUGUACUUAUGUGUACUGUACAUGCUGGUUUGUGUAAAAGGCUCAUAAAUGUUAAAUACUAUUACUUGUAUAAAUUAUUUUUUAU